AUGGUCUACCUUAAGAUGGCACCUUAUAGACUAGCAGCAUUUGGAUUCAGAGGUGCUUUGAAACUACAAAACAAGUACUAUGGUGCAUUUCUAAUUGUGCAGAAGAUAGACAAUUCAGCUUAUAAACUGCAAUUUCCAGAGCAUGUGCAAAUACACCCAGUUUUCCAUGUGAGUCAGCUCAAGAAGCAUAUUGGUCCCAAUUUCAUACCCAGCCCGAACCUGCCAAUGGUCAACCAAGAUGGCACCAUCAAGACUGGCCCAACGGAGGUAGUGCAAGUUCGGCAAGUGCCUCGACACAAUCUGCCAGUCGUCCAAUGA
Molecule: messenger RNA, 318 nt
Organism: Triticum turgidum subsp. durum (durum wheat)
Lineage: Eukaryota; Viridiplantae; Streptophyta; Magnoliopsida; Poales; Poaceae
Source: the annotation of a GenBank genome assembly